Molecule: messenger RNA, 567 nt
Organism: Prorocentrum cordatum
Lineage: Eukaryota; Dinophyceae; Prorocentrales; Prorocentraceae
Source: the annotation of a GenBank genome assembly
GGCAAAGCGAAAGCGAGGACGGCAGCUUCCAGCUUGCCCAGCCAGGCGCCGGCCUCUGCCUUGGCGUGCGCGGCGAGGGCCGCAAGGGCAGCUUGGCCAUGGUGGGCUGCGAUUCCUCCUCGCUGGUGGACACCACGAGGUGGCAGAUGGAUAGUGGGGUCCUCAAAAACGUGCACUGGAGCCUCUGCGUCGACGCCGGCGGCAACCAGGUGCCCAUCCCGUACCCCUGCUACCCCGUGGGCACGAACCCGAAGCAGGUGUUCAGGCUCCACGAGAACGGCUGGAUCGAGCAGCCUCGCACAUGGGCAGACAACGGCCGCAACCGCUGGCCAGCCAAGUGCCUGGACUCGCGCCCUGUGGAACCCGUGGCCCUCGGGGUGCUGAAUUGCAGCCAGGUGCGCGCGCCCAACUGGGAGCGGAUCUGGCCAGCGGUUCCCCUGGAGACCGAGCUCUGGACCGCGGCCCAGAGCAGGCUGCCGGCGUAGCGACAGCGCGGCCGCCGCGAGGGGACGGCGCGGCGGGGGUGUAACAAGCUGCGCCCCGCGAUCCACCUCCACCUCCUUGUCC